Molecule: messenger RNA, 604 nt
Organism: Staurois parvus
Lineage: Eukaryota; Metazoa; Chordata; Amphibia; Anura; Ranidae
Source: the annotation of a GenBank genome assembly
CACAAUGGUGAGAUUUCCUGCAGUAGUUUGUGCCUCUGCCCCUCCCACAAUGGGGAGAUUUCCUGCAGUAGUUUGUGUCUCUGCCCGUCACACAAUGGGGAGAUUUCCUGCAGUAGUUUGUGUCUCUGCCCGUCACACAAUGGGGAGAUUUCCUGCAGUAGUUUGUGUCUCUGCCCGUCACACAAUGGGGAGAUUUCCUGCAGUAGUUUGUGUCUAUGCCCCUCCCACAAUGGUGAGAUUUGCCCCAGUAGUUUGUGUCUCUGCCCCUCCCACAAUUGGGAGAUUUCCUGCAGUAGUUUUUUGUGUCUCUGCCCCUUCCACAAUGGUGAGAUUUUCUGCAGUAGUUUGUGUCUCUGCCCCUCCCACAAUGGGGAGAUUUCUCUGCAGUAGUUUGUGUCUCUACCUCUCCCACAAAGGGGACAUUUCCUGCAAUAGUUUGUGUCUCUGCCUCUCCCACAAUGGUGAGAUUUUCUGCAGUAGUUUGGGUCUCUGCCCCUCCCACAAUGGGGUGAUUUCCUGCAGUAGUUUGUGUCUCUGCCCCUCCCACAACGGGGAGAUUUCCUGCAAUAGUUUGUGUCUCUGCCUCUCCCACAAUGGGGUGAUU